AAGUCCCAGGUAAAGUAUAAAGCAUGACACACAACAACCAGUCAGAUCCCCUCUUACACAAACAUCAUUGCCUCCUCUGUGAAGAUGUCCAGCUCUCAAACAACCACCACUAAUGGGGUGGUGGUCAUCACCCAUGUCUACCCCUAUGGGAACGGGAUGGGGGUCGCGGGGGUCYCUUCUACCCCUCACUGUCUGGGACAGACGGUUUUCUCAGUGCUGGGAAGUUUCCGGGCAGGGCAUCCAAAAGCGCUUGGGACCGUACAGAUCAUGAUUGGUUUGAUGAUGCUGUUAACAGGAAUUGUGAUGGCUACAGCCCCGUGGUUGGAUAAUAUUGGAGUAGUCAGUGGAAUAUUUGUCUGGGGAUCGAUCAUUUAUGUAGUUGCAGGCUCUCUCACUGUUGCCGCUGACAACAAACUGAACAAAUGUCUGAAUGAAUGUUGUCGCCACGGUUACUGCUCUUACUGGCAUCAUCCUCCAUUCUUUAGACAGUGCUGGGAUCAUGUUGUACUGUGACWKUKCAUACGAUUUCUGUCAACAGUACUSGGUAUAUACCAAAUGCUUUUAA
Salvelinus sp. IW2-2015 is the source of this 565-nucleotide messenger RNA. The record is from RefSeq and is a predicted model, not a curated record. Lineage: Eukaryota; Metazoa; Chordata; Actinopteri; Salmoniformes; Salmonidae.